UAGCAAGCAGUUGUGUAUAAUCUUGAAUAUAGCCAGUUUCCACCAUUCUUUCCAACGUGACCCGCCCAUUCGCUGCUACUGCCUGAGCUCGGUCAGGUGUUCCUUGUGCAGCGACGUAAACUUUGAAUUUGGAAAACUUACUGGAUUUUGUGUCCGGAAAAAUACAUUCGAGACCAUGCUCAGACGGAUACUUCAAAUGACUCCUGGGAAAGGAGGCUCACAGAAUGCAGAGUCAGAGCAGCCUAGCACAGACCUUAACCAUGACCAGACAUCUGAGGGCUUCAUCUGUCCUCAGUGCAUGAAGUCUCACAACUCUGCUGAGGAGCUGUUUAAGCACUAUGAACUGUUCCAUGACACCGGAGACCUCCCUGCUGACAUGGCCCCCACUCGGAAAGACCUUACAAUGCUGCAGCAAGAGGUUCAGGACCUGCAUACUUCCCUGAAGGAGGAAAGAUGGUUCUCUGGAGAGCUGAAGAAGGAGUUAGACAAAGUCCAAGGACAACUGAAGCAAAACGAUGGACAGAUGAGCUCAGAGGAUUCAGUCCUUGAAAGGAAGUUGAACGAAGCAGAGACAGAAAAGUUCAACAUCAAGCAGAUGAAAGACCUGUUUGAGCAGAAAGCUGCCCAGCUGGCCACAGAGAUAGUAGACUUAAAGUCUCGCUACGAUGAGGAGAAGAGCCUAAGAGAGGUCGCUGACCAGAGGCUGGCCACACUGACCGAACAGCUGCAGAAAGAGAAGCAGGAGAAUGAGAGACUCCAAACAGAACUGCUGCAGCGGCCGGGAGUGGAAGACGUGGAGGUCCUGCAGAAGGAGCUGGUGCAGGUGCAGACCUUGAUGGACUCUAUGACGCGUGAGAGGGAGGAGGAGUCUGAACGCCUCAAAAACCACUACGAGCAAUUGCAGGCUAAUUACACUACCUCAGAGAUUCAUAAACUGGAGAUGACCAUAUCCCAACUAAAAGCAGAGCUAGAGAAGGGUCCACAAGAAGCAGCAGUCUACACACAACAGAUCCACCAGCUGCAAAGCAAUCUGAAUAAUUUGCAGCAGCAAAGCCAGAGUCUGUCUGAAAAGCUCGCACAUAAGGAGAAGGAGCAUCGGGAACUGGAGGAGAGUCUGGGAGCUGAAAAAGCUGCCAAAAAGGAAGUCAAAGACAGCCUGAGGAAGAGGGAGCUGGAGGUCCAAGAGCUCCAGGCUUUGGCCACAGGGGCUGAGGCCUCUCUGCAGAAGACCCAGUCGGAGCUUGGAGAGAGAACUGAGGAGCUGGCAAAACUGAAGAGAGAGAUUGCAGAGCUGGAAGUGAAGCACACAGAACUGAAGGUUGAAAAGAAACAGCUGGAACAGCAGAGGGAAGAAAAAGAGAGCCAAGCUGCUGAGCAGCAGACGGAGAUCAGUCAGCUACACGCCAAACUGCUGGAGGCGGAGAGGCAGCUGGGCGAGGUGCAAGGUCGUCUGAAAGAACAGAGGCAGCUGUCUGGGGAUAAACUGAAAGACCGCGAGCAGCAAGUAGCUGACCUGCAGCUCAAACUGUCUCGUGCAGAAGAACAGCUGAAGGAGAACACCAGUAAGAACACAGACCUGCAGAACCAAGUGGCGAAAGCCAAGCAACAGCACCAGGAGCUGCAGGCGCUGCAGCAAAACACCAACGGAAAACUCCGUGAGGCUCAGAAUGACCUGGAGCAGGUGUUGCGUCAGAUUGGGGAUAAGGACCAGAAGAUUCAGAACCUGGAGGCCUUGCUCCAGAAGAGUAAAGACAUUGUGAGCCAGCUGGAAUCUGAGAGAGAGGACUUGUGUGCCAAGAUUCAGGCUGGGGAGGGAGAGACGGCUGUCCUGAACCAGCUAAAGGAGAAAAACCACGCACUGCAAGAACAGGUGACACAGUUGACAGACAAGCUAAAGAACCAGUCAGAGAGCAACAAGCAAGCCCAGGACAACCUACAUGAGCAGGUCCAGGAACAGAAGACCCUGCUGCGUUUGGCCCAGGACCGAGCCCACACCCUAGAGACCUCAGUCACUGAAGUCACCGCCCAGCUUGCAGACACCAAGGAGAAAGUUGCACAGCUGGAUUCUCAGCUGAAGGCCAAGACAGAAAUGCUGCUGUCAGCAGAGGCAGCCAAGGCUGCACAGAAGGCCAACCUGGAGAACAGCCUGGAGAGUGCUCAGCAUGCCCUGCAGGACAAGCAACAGGAACUGAAUAAAGUGCAGACGCAGGUGGCAGAGCAGGCCCAAAGGCUCAAGGAGAGACAGGAGCAGUGCACGCAGCUGGAAACGAGCCUAAAGGAAUGCAAAGACAAACUACUGGCCUCAGAAGAAUGUGUAGAACAGCUUGAGGGACUCACAAAGAAAUUAGAGUCACAAGUCGGGGAGCUGCAGGCUGCACGAGAUCAGGUGCAACAGGAAGUGCAAAAGCUUCAGAAGGAGGGGUCAGAAAUUAAGCGAAAGGCUAAGGAGCUGCAGUGCUCGCUGGAAACAGAGAAAGCAGGGGCUACAACACUACAAGAAGAAUUAAAGAAAAAGGCAGCUGCUUUGAGUGACAUCCAACAGCAGCUGGAGCACUGUGAGCAGGAUAAAGCUGCUCUGAAGGUGAACCUGGACAAGGUGACCCAGGAGGGAAAGACCCAGCAGGCAGAGCUGGACAGGAAAGCUCAGAGUCUGUCCGCAGACCUACAGAAGGCCCAACAGGAGAAAGAAGCUCAAAGGAAAGAGCUCGCCUCUAUGCAGGAGAACUUAGGAAAUGCAAAUAGGGCACUGAAAGAGAGUCAGAGUCUACUGGAUACAGAGAAGAAGAGCCACAAGUCAGCCAUGGAGGAGAAGGAAAAGUCCAAUGAAAAAGCCAGAAAAGAGCUUCUUAAGAAUAAUGAGGCCAUCACCAAGGCAAUGAAAGAGUCUAAAGAGCAGCUGGAGCAGAUGAGACAGGCAGAGAAGAAGCUGACAGUGCAGCUGACAUCAUUAGAGCAGCAGCACUCAAAGACUCUGGAGACACUGAAGGAAAAGGAGAAUGAGAUGGAGAAGCUGCAGACACAACUGAGGACAGCCCAGGGGUCCUUUGAAGAGGACAUGAAGAAACUGAAGGGCCAAAUGGCAGGUUUACAAGAAGCCAGUGUCAAGAAAGCAGAAGAGGAGAAAAAGCUGAGGGUACAGGUGUCAGGGCUAGACCAGGAGCUGACCUCUGAAAAGAGCCGGACAGCUGAGCUGCAGAAGGCUUUGGAGCAAAGUCAGGAACACUUCGCUAAACUUCAGUCUGACUUCUACGGCAAAGAGUCUGAGGUUUCUGCCCUGCGUCAAGACCUCAAGGCAUCCGAGGGGAAGCUGAACUUGGCCCAGGAGGAGCUGGCUGCUAACCGAACCCAUCAGACAGGUCUAGAGGCUCAGAUUCAGGAACUGAAGACAGGCAGGAGCUCACUGGAGCAGGAGCUCACCAAACGUGACCAGAAGCUCCAUCAGCAGCAGGAGCUACAAAAGCAACAGGGCCAAAUCAAGCAGGAACUGGAGAAGGAGAAGAGCAAAGUGGAGGAGCUGAACAAAGCCACGAGUGUCCUGGAAAAGAAGAACACCAACUUAACUUCUGACUUAAAAGCACUAAUGGAGAAGAGUGAGAAGGAGCUGGGUGAGUUGCAGGAAGCCAAACAGCUGUUGAUCCAACAGAAACUGGAGCUGCAGGGUCAGGUGGAGACGGCGCGCAGAACCCUCGAGAAGGAGCAGAAGGAGCACCAGGCCACCAAGGACAGCAGGAGCAAGAGAGAGGAGCAGCUACUCGCCCAGACCAAGGAUGUCAAGGAUCAGUUGGCAGCAGAGAAGCAAGCCAGAGAGGAGCAGGUGAAGCGCGGAGAGGAGGCGGAAGCUAAGCUUGGCGUGCAGGUGACGGCUCUGAAUGAAAACGUGGCCACGCUAAAGAGAGAGUGGCAGGGCAGCCAGCGGAGAGUCAGCGAACUGGAGAAGCAAACAGAUGAGCUGAGAGGAGAGAUCGCUGUGCUCGAGGCCACCGUCCAGAACAACCAAGACGAGAGACGGGCUCUUUUAGAAAGAUGUGUAAAGGGUGAAGGUGAGAUAGAGAAACUGCAGGCCAAGGUGGUGGAGCUGAGGAGGAAGCUGGACGACACAACUGCCGCGAUGCAGGAGCUGGGCAGAGAGAACCAGUCGCUCCAGAUCAAGCAGUCCCAAUCGCUGACCAGGAAGUGGGCAGAGGAUAACGAAGUGCAGAACUGCAUGGCCUGCGGCAAAGGCUUUAGUGUCACUGUCAGGAAGCACCACUGCAGACACUGUGGGAACAUUUUCUGUGCUGAGUGCUCAUCCAAGAACGCCUUCACACCAUCCUCUAAAAAGCCAGUACGGGUGUGUGAGACCUGCUUUGAGGAGCUCCAAGGCUGAGUUCCCUCUCAUCCCUUUACACCCCACCGCCCUCAUCCCUUCCUUUCCCGUUCCAGCAGGCAGAACUAGGCGUGUCCUUGUCAUAUUUAAUGUGCACUAUAAAGGACAGAUCCAGUGCAUGACUUGUGGCUGUGGUGCGGAGGGAAAUAACACACCAGAGUCAUGCAGUGGGAUGGGGUGGGCUCGGUUGGGAUUGUCUGUAUCUGUUUUUGUGCCUUUGCUACUCCUGUGGAUUGCCAGACAGCGGCGACAGUGCGAACAGAACACCAUCCAUCUCUUUUAUUCAUAUUCACAUCUCAUUCAUCGUUUGCCAUCAGUAGCAGUUGGACGUGGGCUGCUGCUUCUAUACAUUAUGAAAUGUUUGGCGUGUUGUCAGGAGGUGUAAGGUUAUUGUGACAUUGCAGGAACUCACUGCUGCCCUACAAAGAUAAAUGCAGGUAACUGUUUUGUUCAAAAACAAUUCCUGUAAAUGCCCCAUGUAAUCUGGCGUCUGUGUAAAACUAUGAAUCGGAUCACUGACAUCUAAAUUGAAAUUUUUAUAGCAAGAAAGUUAAACUUAAGCAAUCAUCAAGUUCAAAAUAUUUUUGUAAAAUUUUGCAGUUUAACAUACCGAACUGUAUUUGAUGUGUGUAAUGCAGAUUUGACAUGUUUAACACUGUGUGCCGCAGAAGCUUUAGUUUAUCAGCUGAAGUCAGACAGAUGUACACUGUUUUGAAGAUUCGGUAAACGCUGGUUACAGCUGGAGAUUUUAGGAACAACAUGUUUUUUUUUUUCAUAUAAAUCUCCAACUUUUAAAUUUAACUUACCUGAGGGAAAACUUCAUCAGUUGAUGUACCAGUGACUUGCCGUCAUGUCUGUCAUUCCAUGUGUCCCUUGUUGUGGCAGUGCAUUUGUGAACUUGUUGAAAUUAAUGUAUUCAGCCUAUUUCAUGACCAAAGCAUGUCC
This is a messenger RNA of Monopterus albus (swamp eel), 5311 nucleotides long. RefSeq names its product early endosome antigen 1 (gene eea1). Gene Ontology annotation, cellular component: early endosome. The transcript is spliced from 30 exons. NCBI's taxonomy places the organism in Eukaryota, Metazoa, Chordata, Actinopteri, Synbranchiformes, Synbranchidae. The record is from RefSeq and is a predicted model, not a curated record. Gene Ontology annotation, molecular function: metal ion binding; 1-phosphatidylinositol binding. Gene Ontology annotation, biological process: endocytosis. Bases 176 to 4366 code for a protein of 1396 amino acids.